Papilio machaon (common yellow swallowtail) is the source of this 1269-nucleotide messenger RNA. RefSeq names its product glutamine synthetase nodule isozyme. Gene Ontology annotation, cellular component: cytoplasm. The transcript has a single exon. Gene Ontology annotation, molecular function: glutamine synthetase activity. Lineage: Eukaryota; Metazoa; Arthropoda; Insecta; Lepidoptera; Papilionidae. Bases 1 to 1194 code for a protein of 397 amino acids. The record is from RefSeq and is a predicted model, not a curated record.
AUGUUUUUAAAAUACAUAACUACAUUGAAAGCAUUUAAGUUAAAUAAUAAGUUGACGCGAUGUUUCAGUCAAGAAAACUUUACAACAGGUUCAUCAAAAGUGAGAAGUCCAAUAAACGCUUAUUAUAAUCACUUUAAGCACUUGCCUCUACCAAACGAUAAAGUAUUUGCGACGUACGUUUGGAUUGACGGCAGUGGUAUCAACUUACGAUCUAAAGAUCGCGUUUUGGAUGAAGUUCCCUGUGACUUAAGUUCACUGCCAAGAUGGUCAUUUGACGGAAGUUCAUGCGGACUAGCCAAAGGUGAUGAUUCUGACACAAUAUUAAUACCAGCUGCGAUCUACAAAGAUCCGUUUCGUAAGAAUCCCCACAUAAUAGUUCUCUGUGAAACCUAUCUUCCUGAUGGAACUCCGACUUCUACAAACUUCAGAUCGAAUUGUGCCAAAACACUUAGCGAAAUAAAUAAUUUAGAACCAUGGUUUGGCAUUGAGCAAGAAUAUACAAUAUUUGACAGUGACUUAUGGCCAUUAGGUUGGCCGAAAGGUAGAGGUUUCGCAGUUAUAAAUCCUUUAUAUUCUUAUUGUGGGAACGGGGAACAUGUCGCAGGAAGAGAAAUUGUCGAAUGCCAUGCCAGAGCAUGCAUUUAUUCGGGUAUAAAUUAUACGGGCUCAAAUGCUGAAGUUAUGAAGAGUUCAUGGGAAUAUCAGAUUGGUCCAACCUUAGGUAUCAAAGCUGCAGAUGACCUGUGGCUUAGUCGAUAUUUGUUGAAUAGAAUAGCAGAGCAAUUUGGAUCAAUAAUUAGUUAUCACCCAAAACCGAUGGGAAAAUGCCAUCCAGGAAUAGGAUGUCACCAUAAUUUUAGUACAAAUAAAAUGCGAGAUAAAGAUGGUAUUGCUGUGAUUCAGAGCUUUUGUAAAAUUUUAUGUGAAAGGCACAAUGAAUUCAUAAAAAAUUAUGGCCUUGGGGAUGGUGAAGAAAACAAGAAACGGUUAACAGGAAAAUUUGAAACAGCUCCAUAUAAUUCAUGCACAUGGGGAGUUGCAGAUAGAGGCACUGCUAUCAAAUUAAAAAAAUCAGUAGUUAUAGAGGGCAAAGGUUUUUUAGAGGACAGAAGACCAGCGGGUGACUGCGAUCCUUACCGAGUUUCGAAAAUGCUUGCAGAAAUAUGCUUGCAGUAUAAUAAAUUACCGUGUUAAUAAUUUUGAAAACAUAAGUUCUUUUUGCAUCUUACACUUUUAAAUACUGACUUGUAAAGAGUUCUAAACUUAAGA